AUGUUCUUCAAAGAUCUUUCUUUGAAAAGAGUCCCUUCUUUUAUAGAUCGCUAUGAACCAGAAUAUUCGUUUCCAAAUUGUUCUAAAAUCAAUUACGGAGAAAGAAUCAUUAAGGUUGAUCCAUUAGGAGAAAAAUGUAUUGCUGGAACAUUUUUCAUUGCAAGUGAUAAUACGGAAUAUGAAGUUACUGCUAAAUAUCUUAAAGACAAUGAAAACACUACACAAACAGUAAAAAAUCCGUUGGCUAUAUCAUCCAAUGAAACACUUGUUCAUUCAUUAAUUAAAUGUUUAGAUAAGACGAAAGGAUGUAAAUUACAUGUUGUGAGAGUUUCUCCAUCAGAAUUUUUUUAUCAAGAAGGAAAUGUAACCCAGUAUUUAGAUCCGAAUAGAACUAAACAAAUAUCAUAUACAUAUGAUCAUCAAUAUAAAACAAUGAGCUACUUUUCAACUGAAUCUUCAGGAUCUAAGAAAGUAUAUCUAAAAUCGCAUUCAAAAUUUAGCAAAUCUCAUUACAGUUAUUCUUACGAAAAUGUAAAAAUUGUAAACGCUGACAAUUCUGUGAAGAAAAUAACAAAUACAACAACUAAUGUAAAUAUGUCAAUAAUAUUUCAUACCGCAAAUGGUCGAACUCGAUUAAAUGCGACAUAUUUUGAUGCACAACUAUAUAAUGAUGAUGAAUUUCCAGACAUACGUGAUGCACGUGAGGUUGGAAAAGAAGCUGGAAGAGAAUCAGAAGGAGAGAUCACAUUUAAAUUUGAAAAAAUUGGAGAUCCUCCAGAGGGUGAAGAAAUGUUGUUCGAAAAAGAAAAAUUGUAUUUGUUUAACCCUGAGAACAAGAUAAAAACGAAGAAAGAAGUUGAGAAAGAUACACAAAAAUACGACAACCCAGGAUUGAAGGGAUAUCAAAUUGCUCUCAUCGUAAUCGCAGUUGUUGUUGUCAUCGUGAUUAUUGUCGUUGUUGUCAUUCUAUUAUUGAAGAAAGGCAAAGAAUCUCCUAAAUCAAACUCAGGAUCAGGCUCUGGCGAAAAUGCAUAA
Trichomonas vaginalis G3 is the source of this 1035-nucleotide messenger RNA. RefSeq names its product glycoprotein 38 family. The coding region runs from base 1 to 1035 and encodes 344 amino acids. NCBI's taxonomy places the organism in Eukaryota, Parabasalia, Trichomonadida, Trichomonadidae. The transcript has a single exon. The record is from RefSeq and is a predicted model, not a curated record.